AUGAGGGAUUUGCCAGCUGAUGUUCUCCUUGGAAAUGACUUGGCCCCCCUUGUUUCUGCCUACGCUCCAAUGGGUCCCGCUGAUGUUAACCCUGUGACUACCCGUGCUCAGACCCGUGCUGACGAGUGUGUCCGGCCUGCUGCUGAGACCCAGGAUAUUGACAACCACGGUGCAGGAGAAGUGAAACCGUUGGCAUCUACUGAAAACAAAGAGUACACAGAUUUGUUCACAAAUAGAGAGUUGCCAGCUCUGCCUGUUGAUGAGAACGGAGACGUUGAAACUGCAGCUAACAAUGGAAACCUGACUCUGAAAUGUGGAUCAUUUAUUUGGAGAAAGGACAAACUUGGGUGGCUAAUUUUUGCCUUUGGAAUUUUCUUGGUCCUGAUGUUCAUUCUCUGGUUAAUCCUUGUCAUCGUGGUGAUCAAAUAUUACUCCAGAAUUUCUGUGGAAAUAUUAGACGUUAAGAAGAACAAUAAUGAAACAAUGCAGACAGUUUUCCAGCUUCAGAUCCAGCAAGAAAGUAUUCUUGCAGAAAUGCAAACCACUUACAACAACACUGUUUCCCAAGUUCUUCAGUCACACAAAAAUCUUCUUGCUGAGAUCACAAAAAUUAGUAAUAUCGAUCGAACUCUUACUCCAUGCCCCAGUAGCUGGACAUGCAUUGGUAAAUAUGCAUAUCAUUUCUCAACGGAACCUCUAAAUUUGGAAGCAGCUAAGGCAGACUGCAUCAGUCGCCAGUCACAGGUCUUAAUUUUGGCUGACAAAACAGAAAUGGAUGCACUAAAAUUCAUGAUGACAGGAAAGUCAUACUGGAUCGGGUUAAUAAGGAAUUAUAUGGGCUGGAAAUGGGUUGAUGGAACCUCUCCCUCCUUCACCUCCUGGAGUCAAAAUGAACCUAACAACGCUGGCAGUAGAGAAAACUGUGUUGAGAUCAAAUCAGGAUUAUGGAAUGACAUAGACUGUACAAUUAAAAAUAACUUUGUCUGUAAGAAAAUGUGACCUUCCAUUAC
Molecule: messenger RNA, 1010 nt
Organism: Pelobates fuscus (common spadefoot toad)
Lineage: Eukaryota; Metazoa; Chordata; Amphibia; Anura; Pelobatidae
Product: asialoglycoprotein receptor 2-like
Exons: 10
Coding region: 1-999 (332 amino acids)
Source: RefSeq, a predicted model, not a curated record